Molecule: messenger RNA, 795 nt
Organism: Lodderomyces elongisporus
Lineage: Eukaryota; Fungi; Ascomycota; Pichiomycetes; Serinales; Debaryomycetaceae
Exons: 1
Coding region: 1-795 (264 amino acids)
Biological process (GO): protein insertion into mitochondrial inner membrane from matrix
Cellular component (GO): mitochondrial inner membrane
Molecular function (GO): ribosome binding
Source: RefSeq, a predicted model, not a curated record
AUGAGUAUAUCGCAGGUACCCAUCUCUGUCAUUGGUGUUAUGUCCGACCACUAUAUUCCUCCCAAGUUGACAUCAGUAUCCAUCACCAGAUGGCCUAGGGUGCUUUUGAAUAGAUUUUUACUUUUUGGAUUCAAUACUUAUAACAUCCUCAAGUUCAAACGAGAAAUCAACAAACCUUUGCAGUUCAAUGAUUGGAAAGACCAGGCGAUUGAAACAUAUGUCCGUACAAAUAAAGUAUUUGCUCAAGCAUGUAACAACUUCACCACCUCACCAAGUAGUACAAUUUACAAGUUCAUAACGUCGAAAUUGGAUCAAUCAUGUGGGAAACAUCUUAAUGAAGUUCUUACAAAUCGAGCAGUUACCUUCAGACAGCAGCCAAAUAUAGAAUUGUCAUGGGACUUGGUUUCGAUCGAUAAGAAUCCUAAAGUUUCUGUGUUCACUACCAUUCCUGAUGAGGAUGGAAUCGGUGUUUAUGUGCAAUUUGUCAUGAAUUUGAAAACGACUCAAAAAUUAACUAUUUCCGAUAAACGUGACUCUGGUAAAAUAAUUCAACAAACUGAGACCAAAGUCAACGAUUAUUUGGUGUACACAAUGAACCCAUGGGAUGGAAGGAUCUUGCUUGUAGGUAAAUUGUUCGAAAGCGAUGCGUACAGAGGAUUGAAGUCAGAAUUGGAUGUAUUUGAUACCAAGACAAUGGGUGACUUUUUAAAUGAAGCUGCUGAUAUAUACAGGGAGGACCCUCGAUUGUUUACAAGAAGCGUAGAAGGGAGCGACAAGAAUGUAAAUAAAGAUUAA